AUGCACCUUCAGAGGGUACCAGACGAGAUCAUGUGUAGGGCAUUCCCGACCACGCUGAAGGGGUCUGCGAGGGUUUGGUUCAGUAGGUUGACACCAAACUCCAUAAAUACUUUCAAGGAGUUGAGCGCCCAGUUCACCUCACACUUCAUAGGCGGACAUCGGUACAAAAGGUCCACCGCGUGCUUAAUGAGCAUCAAGCAGCGAGAAGACGAGACGCUGUGGGCCUACAUAACUCGUUUCAACAAAGAAGCCCUUUCGAUUGACGAAACUGACGAUAAGAUACUCGUAGCCACAUUUACUAGCGGGCUACGGAAGGGUAAGUUCUUGUUUUCCUUGUACAAGAAUGACCCGAAGACCAUGACAGACGUUCUCUACAGGGCUACCAAGUACAUGAAUGCAGAGGAUGCAUUGCUAGCCCGCGAGGAAAAGCCUAAGAAGAGGGAGAGGCAGGAGGACACAAGACAAGAUAGGGGGCGAAAGGUCGCUAGAACCGGGGAUCAACGUGAUGAAAAGCGCCCUAGACCCCCCACUGGAAGAUUCACCAAUUUCACCCCAUUAACCGCCCCGAUCGACCAAGUACUAAUGCAAAUCAAAGAUUAA
Molecule: messenger RNA, 600 nt
Organism: Quercus robur (English oak)
Lineage: Eukaryota; Viridiplantae; Streptophyta; Magnoliopsida; Fagales; Fagaceae
Exons: 1
Coding region: 1-600 (199 amino acids)
Source: RefSeq, a predicted model, not a curated record